GUUCAGUUCGAGUCGGUACCUUGGCCAAGUCACAUGUUUCAUAGCUGUGAGUUGCAAGUUCGCGGAGACUUCAACGAGCGUCGGUCGGUGGUUAGUUCAAAGCUCUAAAAGGGCACACGUGAAAGUGAAUGCAGCAGCAACUUUUAUAGAUGGCGACUAUAGAGAGGCCAUAACAGAGAGUAAAACAGAGCCUUUGGUGUUUCGAACAAUCCCGACCUCAACCACAGCAGCAGCAGCAGAAGCCGUGUACGUAAUCGCGGCCAUCGUUGUUGUUUAUUACAAGUGCAAUUACAAAGCCCACCACCAUGCCUUUGCUGCCGAUGGCGUAACAGAGAGCGAAAGUGCGCAAAACUUCUUGGCCAAACGCACCUCUCCGGCUUGAAAAAAAACACCCUGCUCUAGUAUCUAGUCACAACCCGAGAGCUGGCCGCCGAAAUCAGCCCGAAAAUGCGCGUUGGCGAGGACGAGCUGCCCAGCCUGGAGUACAUCGAAGAUCCGUACAUCCCGAAGCUGGACAACUGCCUGACGCCGUCGUUGGACGACAUCAGCGAGUACAACGUGGAGGAACUGCUCGGCGAUGAGCAGAACUGGCCGGAAGAAACCGAACAGUACCUGCGGUCGCUAACGCUGGACCAGAUUCUGGGCGUUUCGUCCGACGAAGACAUCGACCCGGAUCCGGACGGGUUCCUGGAGAUGCAAACCGUCGAGACUGAAUUUAGCCCGCAACUUAGCGAUUCGAGGGGGAACGGAGCGUGUGGAGCGACGAAUCUCAGAUCGGUUGAACCGGGUGAUGGAGUUGGGGGUGCGGUGAUGAGGAAUCUGCUGGCUCAUCGGUUGUUGAAUGGGCGGCAAGCCAGCAAGCUGAAUCAGCUGUUUAGUAAAAGGCGCAUUCGAGAUGUGCGGGUCACGUUUAUCGACUUUUCGAAGCCGUACCUGGCGCGGAUAUCCAGCGGGGACAACUACAAGAGCUUCCUGAACAUUGGGAGUGCAACAGACAAUUCUGGCAAAUUGUCCGAUGCAUCUCCGGUCGGAUCGGUCAGCUCGGCGGAGAUCGCCCAGGAGUUUUCCGGGCUCACCGUGGAGGAACAGGAAGCGCAACGGGCCGAGUGGAGUCAGGAACUGGCCCGCGUCGAGGAGGAAAUCACCACGCUGCGCACGGUGCUGCAGUCCAAGAUUCGGCACGCGAGCGAGCUGAAGCGCAAGCUCGGCAUCACGGUGUGGAAGGAAAUCACCGACGACAUGAGCCAGGGCAUCAAGAACGUCAAGGAGAGCAACGUUUAUCAAUCCGUCGAGACAAAAGUGGGCGAAAUUACGACAGCAGUUACGAGCGCUCCAAUCUACCAGAAAACCGAAACGGCCAUCAAGACGACGGCCGGUAAGACGACCUCCGUCCUCGGUGGCUUCACCAGCAAGCUGACCGGCAAGAUCUCCGAGAUGAAGCAGUCGGACUCGUUCCGGUCGUUCGAGGAGCGCGUCGGCUCGGCCUACGAGAAUGUUAAGUCUAAAGUAUCCUCGCGGUCCAGCUCGGUGCAGAGUCUGUCGGAUCUGCAGAACGAUGAGCGUCGCAGCUCGGUCACGACACCGACGGCGAUCCCCGAGGAGAAAACCGUUCCUUAAUGGGUUUCCCACUGGAAGGUGGCCCCGCCCCCAGCAUAUUUGAAUUCUAAUAUUUCUCAAAGACAAAAAACAAAAACCAACUUUGAGUGGGUGAAGAUUUUUUUUAACUAGAAGUGAGUUAUUUCGAGGGGAAAGGAAGAAUUCAACAGUUGCAAAUUUAUUUACUAUUAAACAUAGACAUGCGCUAUAAGUUUUUACAAAAAAAAACGAGAUAUUUUUCCUUUCAGUAUAAAACAUAACUCUGUCUCAUACAAUAUGAACGUGUAUCCUCACAA
This is a messenger RNA of Culex pipiens pallens (northern house mosquito), 1892 nucleotides long. RefSeq names its product tumor protein D54. Gene Ontology annotation, cellular component: cytoplasm. The record is from RefSeq and is a predicted model, not a curated record. Lineage: Eukaryota; Metazoa; Arthropoda; Insecta; Diptera; Culicidae. The transcript is spliced from 7 exons. Bases 448 to 1617 code for a protein of 389 amino acids.